AACAUUUUAUUACCGUCAACCUGUAGUGUGUAGUUAAUCAGAGUUCUACUCGGCGUAUGUAGCGAGUUGGUGCCGAUCGGUUGUCUUGUGCUUAAUGUUCGAUGCUAGUAAAUUCCACACCGACAAAUUUUUUGUCCAACCAUACUAAAUGAAAUUAAGUGAUAUGUUUAUAAAUGUUCGAGGAAAAAAGUGAAGUAAUAGACAACCAGUAACUGAGUUUGUUUUUCUACAAACUUUUGAACUAACAACAUAACAUUAUCCAUUAUGGACGCUUCUAAUGUUAAUAGACGACCUUCGGAGGCUGUUUCAAUAUUAAUGAAAGGUGUUCGGACUAAACGGUAUACAAUGGCUGUUUUAGGUUUUAUAGGUAUAGCUAAUGCGUAUGCAAUGAGAUCAGUACUGAGUGUGGCUAUAACAGAAAUGGUUGUAGACAUUCAUAAAACUACUCUCGAUCCAAACGGAUGUCCGGGGCCUGCUAUUACAAAGAACACGACAAAUCCUAAUGCAGAAUUUGAUUGGUCUGAAACACUACAAGGACAUAUAUUGGGAUCGUUUUAUUAUGGUUAUGUAAUAGCUCAGAUACCAGCUGGAAUUUUGGCUCAGAAGUAUGGUGGCAAGCAUGUGUUUGGUGUAGGGAUGUUAAUGACAGCUCUAUUAACUCUUCUAACACCAUUUGCUGCUAGAGCAGGACCAAUAUAUUUAAUCGCAUUUAGGGUACUGGAAGGAAUAGGCGAAGGUCCAACGAUACCAGCAAUGAAUGCGUUAUUAGCGCAAUGGGUACCCAUUAAUGAAAGAUCUACCAUAGGAUCGUUUGUAUUUGCAGGAAAUAUGAUCGGUACAAUAGUUGCUCAAAGUUCAGCUGGAUACAUGUUAAAAUUAACUGAUGACAAUUGGGCUUUGGUAUUCUAUACAUUUGGCGCAAUUGCACUUAUUUGGUAUGUUUUUUGGAAUCUUUUGGUAUUUAGUAGACCAUGUGAACAUCCAACUAUAUCCGAUUAUGAACUUACUUACUUAGAAAGACAUUUAAAAGGAGUGAACAAAAACAAAGAAAAAAUGCAACCAACUCCGUGGUUAUCUAUGCUUGUAUCAGGUCCCAUGUGGGGACUUAUGAUUGGUCAGAUAGCUCAUGAUUGGGCACUGUUUAUGAUUCAUACUGAUUUACCUAAAUAUAUGAAGUCUGUAAUGAAAUUUUCAAUUGCCGAGACUGGAGUUUGGAGUUCAAUGCCCCAUCUUAUUAUGUGGUUCACUGCUAUAUUCAGUGGAUGGUUAAGUGACUAUUUAAUAACAAACGAUAAAAUAUCUAUAUUGAAACAAAGGCGAUUAUUUUCAACUAUUGCUUGCAUUGGACCUAUGUUAGGAACAUUGGCAGCAUCAUAUGCUGGUUGUGAUAAAGUUCGAGUAGUCGCCUUAUUUACUGUUGGUAUGGCUACCAUGGGUUUCUUCUAUUCUAGUAUGAAAGUUAAUGUAUUGGAUUUGAGUCCUAAUUAUGCUGGUCCAGCAAUGGCGUUGGUUAAUGGAGUUGGAGCUGUAGCUGGCAUAAUAUCACCUCCUCUUAUUGGAUACCUUAUACCAAAUAAUACUCUUUUGGAAUGGCGAUAUGUCUUUUGGAUAAGCGGAGGAGUUGUACUUUUAGCUAACUCUGUUUAUGUGAUAUUGGCUUCAGCGAAAAUACAAUGGUGGAAUGAUCCACUACCAACAAAUGAACCUAAUGAUGUCAAUUUCAAACUUGCAAUUUAAGCCAAAAAAAAAGUUAUGAUGAACUGUAACACAAAAUUGACGAAGUAAUUUUUUAAAAUUUGUACAACUUAAUAAAUUUAUAAAAGGUAAUGACUAUGUAAAACGAAAUUGUUAUUCAUAUGCUAAUAUUAUUUCGGUUUAUUAUUAAUUUCGAGCUGUUCGAUAUAAAAUAUUUUUUAUAAUAUUAUGUUUGGAAUGUUAUAAAUAUUCCAAUAUAUUUUUUAAAAUUAAUUUUUUUUUAUUUAAUUAAAAGAAAAAAAAACCAAAGAAAAACUGCCGGUAUGUAUUUUUUAUGUUUUAUUAACUGAAAUUGAUUAAAAAUCGUACAAAUAAUAAUAAUAAUUAUAAAUUUAUUUUCUUCUUACUGAAUAUUUUUGAAAUAUUGUUUGUUUUAAAUGUGAAAAUAUUAAUGUUUUUUAUAAUCAAUUAUUUAGUUACUAAAUUUAAAUUGAAACUAUUAAUUGGUAUACUAUGUUAAGCAUAGAUAUAAAAAAUCUUACAUACAAUGUUCGGUAUAACUAUUAUCUUUACAUGAGUGCAACUAAUGUUGCCUACAAUUACAUGUUAUGCAUUUAAGUAAAAAUAACGAUUGUCAUUAGCAAAUUAUAUUUUUUAUCAUUAUUAUUUACUUGUAUUGUAUAAAAUAUUUACAAUUAACAAAUUUUUAUAUUUCAUUUACAUAUAAUAAAAUACAAAUAUAAACACAUA
Messenger RNA from Daktulosphaira vitifoliae (grape phylloxera), 2445 nucleotides. Its product is annotated as putative inorganic phosphate cotransporter. The transcript is spliced from 13 exons. The coding region runs from base 265 to 1737 and encodes 490 amino acids. The record is from RefSeq and is a predicted model, not a curated record. Gene Ontology annotation, biological process: monoatomic anion transport; transmembrane transport. Gene Ontology annotation, molecular function: transmembrane transporter activity. NCBI's taxonomy places the organism in Eukaryota, Metazoa, Arthropoda, Insecta, Hemiptera, Phylloxeridae.